Molecule: messenger RNA, 3414 nt
Organism: Mustela erminea (ermine)
Lineage: Eukaryota; Metazoa; Chordata; Mammalia; Carnivora; Mustelidae
Gene: WDR26
Product: WD repeat domain 26
Exons: 14
Coding region: 397-2619 (740 amino acids)
Biological process (GO): proteasome-mediated ubiquitin-dependent protein catabolic process
Cellular component (GO): GID complex
Molecular function (GO): protein binding
Source: RefSeq, a predicted model, not a curated record
UCCCGCCCCGGCCCCGACCCCUCCCGCCCCCGGCCCUCUCGCCCCGACCCUCCCCCGGUCCCCGCCUCGCCCCGCCGGCUUCCCACCACGGCCUCUCUCGGCGAGGAAACUCUGGCCUCCGCUUCCUCCUCCUCCGACUCGGACGCCGGCGGAGCCUCCCCGCCCCCGCGGAAGAAACCCCGAGCCUCGGCGGCGGAGGGAGCAGGAGAGCCCGGGGCUUCGGCAGGCAGAGCAGGCCUCUCCCCUCCGUCCUCGUCGUCCUCGUCCUCGUCCUCGUCGUCGUCGUCCUCCUCCUCCUCCUCCUCCGUGGUGGUGGUGGUGGGACUGCCCCCGGCCGCUGCCCCCGCCGCCGCCCCCCACCGAAGUAGCGGCCACAGCCUGGUCAGCGGCAGCAUCAUGCAGGCCAACGGGGCAGGAGGAGGAGGAGGAGGCGGCGGCGGCGGCGGCGGCAGCGGAGGGGGCGGCGGGGGCCAGGGACAGACCCAGGAGCUGGCCUGCCUGUCGGCCCAGAACGGGGAGUCGUCCCCCUCGUCGUCGUCGUCCGCGGGGGACCUGGCCCACGCCAACGGGCUGUUGCCUUCCGCCCCCUCCGCCGCCAGCAACAAUAGCAACAGCCUGAAUGUCAAUAACGGGGUCCCCGGCGGGGCCGCCACUGCCGCCGCCUCGGCCGCCGCCGCCGCUGCCUCCUCGGCCACCCCAGAGCUGGGCAGCAGCCUCAAGAAGAAGAAGCGGCUCUCCCAGUCCGACGAGGAUGUCAUUAGGCUAAUAGGACAGCACUUGAAUGGCUUAGGGCUCAACCAGACUGUUGAUCUCCUCAUGCAAGAGUCAGGAUGUCGUUUAGAACAUCCUUCUGCCACCAAAUUCCGAAAUCAUGUCAUGGAAGGAGACUGGGAGAAGGCAGAAAAUGACCUGAAUGAACUAAAGCCUUUAGUGCAUUCUCCUCAUGCUAUUGUGGUAAGAGGCGCACUUGAAAUCUCUCAAACGUUGUUGGGAAUAAUUGUGAGGAUGAAGUUUUUGCUGCUGCAGCAGAAGUACCUGGAGUACCUAGAGGAUGGCAAGGUCCUAGAGGCCCUUCACGUUCUGCGCUGCGAGUUGACGCCCCUGAAGUACAACACGGAGCGCAUUCAUGUCCUCAGCGGGUAUCUGAUGUGUAGCCAUGCAGAAGACCUACGUGCAAAAGCAGAAUGGGAAGGCAAAGGAACAGCUUCCCGAUCCAAACUGUUGGACAAACUGCAGACGUAUUUGCCACCAUCAGUGAUGCUCCCCCCCCGGCGUUUACAGACCCUGCUGCGGCAGGCAGUGGAACUACAAAGGGAUCGGUGCCUAUAUCACAAUACCAAACUUGAUAAUAAUCUAGAUUCUGUGUCUCUGCUUAUAGAUCAUGUUUGUAGUAGGAGGCAGUUCCCAUGUUAUACUCAGCAGAUACUUACGGAGCAUUGUAAUGAAGUAUGGUUCUGUAAAUUCUCCAAUGAUGGCACGAAACUAGCAACAGGAUCGAAAGAUACCACGGUUAUCAUAUGGCAAGUUGAUCCGGAUACACACCUGCUAAAACUGCUCAAAACCUUAGAAGGACAUGCUUACGGCGUCUCCUACAUCGCGUGGAGUCCGGACGACAGCUACCUUGUUGCUUGUGGCCCAGACGACUGCUCUGAGCUGUGGCUUUGGAAUGUCCAAACGGGAGAGCUAAGGACAAAAAUGAGCCAGUCUCAUGAGGACAGUUUGACAAGCGUGGCUUGGAAUCCAGAUGGGAAACGCUUCGUAACUGGAGGUCAGCGCGGCCAGUUCUACCAGUGUGAUUUAGACGGGAACCUCCUUGAUUCCUGGGAAGGGGUGAGAGUGCAAUGCCUUUGGUGCUUGAGCGACGGCAAGACUGUUCUGGCAUCAGACACACACCAGCGGAUCCGGGGGUACAACUUUGAGGACCUUACAGAUAGGAACAUAGUACAAGAAGAUCAUCCCAUUAUGUCUUUUACUAUUUCCAAGAAUGGCCGAUUAGCUUUGUUAAAUGUAGCAACUCAGGGAGUUCAUUUAUGGGACUUACAAGACAGAGUUUUAGUAAGAAAGUAUCAAGGUGUCACGCAAGGGUUUUAUACGAUCCAUUCAUGUUUCGGAGGCCAUAACGAAGACUUCAUCGCUAGUGGCAGUGAAGAUCACAAGGUUUACAUCUGGCACAAACGUAGCGAACUGCCAAUCGCGGAGCUGACAGGGCACACACGCACAGUGAACUGUGUGAGCUGGAACCCACAGAUCCCAUCCAUGAUGGCCAGCGCCUCAGACGAUGGCACUGUUAGAAUAUGGGGACCAGCACCUUUUAUAGACCACCAGAAUAUCGAAGAUGUCAGCAAGAAGGAGCACCCACGGUCUGGUGAGCGUGCCAGGCCGGAAGAGGAUGUGGGUGAGACUGAGACCCGCUGCAUACAUGUGCAGAGCGCGUCUGCGCGUCCCCACGGAACCAGCCCGUGUGCCUCUGGGACCGUCGCUGGAACCAAGACCCUCUGGACGACUGGUGUUUUACAGAUCCAUAACCAUGAUUCUAGUUGCUUCUCUCGUUUUAUCAGUCAUUUGGAAGUUUGUUCUUCAAGGAGCCAUGUUCGAUUUGGAGACACAGAGAAACAUUAGGUAGAUAAAGAAUUUCCUGGUAAGCAGGUACACCUCAGACCCAGCUCAGAGACGAUGCCUGUGCUGCCCCACCAUUGGGUGGAGCAAGUGGCUGUGGACACCGAGGCAGCAGGGGAGCCAGAGCUGGGCCUCAUGGGGUCCGCUCCACCGCCACGGCCCUGCCUUGUGUUCUGGCAGCGCAGGUGCAGCCCCAGGAAUACAUUCACAGAUACCUGAAACAGGAGGACAGUUUCUGUAAAACUUAGGUAUUUGGCUAUAUGCCUUUUAUGUAGGUAUCUUCUGGGUUCUUUCCCCUAUUUGAAUUUUUUUUUUAAACUAAUUAAAGUAAUACCUGUUUGGAAUAGAAAUUUUGGAAAACAUAGAUGAGGCUGAAGAAAAUGACAUUCAAAAAUCAUGACACCCUAGCAUACUGUAAGUCAUUUAAGCAAAAAUAUUUGACUCCCAUUUCAAAAACGAACUUGCUGACCUUUCAUUCUAACAGUAGAGUUCCAUACAUUGUUGUUUAAGGAGAGUGUCAAGUAGGUUAGGACUAAGCAGGCCAACGCUGCAACACGGAUCUUCAGAUCAAUACGCCAAGUGAAAGACACUGGACACAGAAGACCACUUAGUGCAGCCCCAUUUCUGUGAAAUGAGUGGGCAGGUCCGUGGAGACUGAAAGUAGCCCAGUGGGGUGCUGAGGGCUGGGUGCUGGCAUUUGUGUGUGACUGCCGACAAGUGAUGAGAUGGUUGGCCAGCCCGGGACUGUGCCUGGUACAACCGCUAAACUGUAUCCAGGAGGCUUGUUGACCCAUUCCC